UUAUGGGUGUCACGUUCUCUUGAAUUUCAGACUUUUCGAGCGAAUUGCUCUGUUCUCAUAUUAUUACUGUUGUAUGUAGCAGAAAUUUCCCAAGAAAUUAAAAUGAGCAAUCAACGAAGACGUGCUCAUAAUUUUACAGAUUCCUUAAAUAGUUUUCGUCAAACAAUAAGUAAGGAUGAAUCAAGUCAGGUACCAGGUGAAUUUGACAAAUAUAGCUACUCGGAGAAUACAUCUUGUGUUGGAUCUGUAAUUCUAGCCGGUAGUUCAACCAAUCAGCAAUUUAUUUCAGAUUCGUGCAAUAUUGCUGAAGAAAGUUAUAAUAUGACAUAUAAAAACAGGCAUUCUCUGUUGAGGGAUGAUACAUUGAUUGUAUCAGAUGAAACAUCACAUUUGUUAAUCAAACCAGACUUGAAUAAAUGUAUAAAUUUAUUUAAUAAUGAAUACUUGAAUAAUGAAUACGAUGGUGCUAAAAAACAAUUAAGUCCUAUACUAGUUGAAACUAAUAUCAGUCAAAACAUUGAUUUUUGCAAUUUAAAUAAAUCCAUAAGACAACUGGACCUUAAUAAUCGUCCACGUUCUAUGUCAGCAGAGUCACUGAGAAAUAUAAUACUUAAUCAAGAACUUAAAAGAUCAAAAAGUUACACAGUGCUUGAUAAAGCUUUAAAGAGGGAUAGGAAUUACAAUAUUAAAGGUGACCAGCUUUUUUUUCCUAAGAAUGCAGUGAAAAGAACAAGUCACAAGGAAAUUGAAACAGUCGUUCCUUCUUUUGAGGCAUUAUCGUUAUCAAAACAUUCUGCUUUAUUAAACAGAAAAGAUGAUUCUCCAAAAGAAAAUCAGCAUGAUUCAGUAAACAGCGAAAUGAGUUCCAAAGACGAACUCAGUCCUUUUGAGUUAAAAACAUUGCUACAGUCAUUGGCAGAGCAAAAGCCAUUGAAAGAAACAGUUGUGCAACAACGUUUGCUGAGGCGUUUAUCUGUAAAUUAUUAUGAUUCACCAAAAGUCUUUACGGAAAAUUUACUAACGAUAAUUGAAGAGUCUGUUAUAAAUAACGAUUCUCGUUCACGGUUACAACAUCCAGAACUCAGUUUAUUUAGAUUUAACGAAGAACUUCGAAAAAUGCGUAAAUUUCUAGAGGACGAGACCGCUCCUGAAUGGCCAGAGUCUCCUGGCAUGUCAACACCAAUUUGUGGGAAAAGAAAAAGCCAAGAGCCUAAUCUCUUGCGAAAAUCUCUUGCUUUAUCUCCUGAUAAAGACCUACAUUUUACAACGCCUGUUUCUUCCAAAUGUAAUAUUAAAAGCCCCAAGAAAGCGUGUUGGCGUAUGUCAAAAAAUACUUUCUAUAUUACGAAAAAUUUAUUAAACGAUACAAAUACGUUUGAAAGUUUAGAAGCAAUGUGCAAAAAAUUAUUUCCUGAUGAUGCCUGUCUUAUCCCAGGAAGGGAAAAAAAUUUACAGUCUCCUUCACAAAAUAUGGCUAAUAUCUUGCGUACCUGUGAAAAUCAAAUGGCUUCUCUAGAGAACUCACCUAUCGUUCGCAAGCAGAUAAAAAAAGCUGGAACCUCAGACUUAGCAUAUCAGCACAAUGAAUUACCUGAAGCACAGAAUCUGGAAUAUAGAUUGUUACUAAGUGAAAAAUACGACAGAAUGGAUUCGGACGGUGAAACAGAACAUGAUAAGCGUCAAGAAAUGAUCAAACCGAACGAUUUUGAGAGUACGGUCAUGUAUGAGAUUGCAAAAAAAAGACAGAGGUGCCUCGAUACAGCAAAGAUAGUGAUGGAAAUUGACGAAAAUUUUAAGUCGACGGAAGAAAUUCAUCUGAAUAUCAAUGAUUCUUCAUCGAUUGAGGUCGACGAUAAAUUAAUGACAACUCUCAUGAGUGUAAAGAAGUAUCAGGAUUAUUUGGAAAAGUACAAAUCUUUGCUCAAUUUAUUGCAUCGAACAAGUUUGAGCAGUUCUCAUACUCCUUGUGACAGACAAGAUGUCCAAGCAGAGAAAACACCCAACAAAGAUUUCAAUACUUGCGCGCUAUCAGUCGUAUUACAGGAUAAGCAAACUUUACAAAUACCGAAGCCUUCACCUAGAAAGAAGAGUAUUAGUCCUUCGUCGAAAAAAUGUUAUUCGACUAAUAAAACGGUUGUUUCAAAGCCACGAUUAUUUACAACUCCUGGAAAAACACUUGUUAACAAGAAUUGUAAGCCGAAGCGCACGUACUUUCCCAAUUUCCUGCCGGAAAUGAAUGUGCAAAACAAGCAUGCAAGUCCUCAAGUGAAGAAUAUUUAUCGACAAAUAGGAAAUUACGAUCACGUAGUAUCGCCGGUUGGAAUGUACAUAAAAGGCACAGAGUCUCAUCUGAUAAAAAAUCUAAAACCUAAAACGGAUAAAAUAUUACCUAAAAGAAAGUUGAUCACGCAAUCGCCUAAUUCAAAAAUAAAACUUCAAUCUCCGAAAGAGAAGCUGGUUGGGACAACAAUAGGAGAUGAAAAUGUUACCGAUAACUUUUUGCAUCCAAAAAUGCAUUACAAUUAUUCAUCACAUUCACGUAUAGAAAAUACAGAAAAUCUAAAAGUGGGAAAUUGUGAAACCGAAUGAUUGCGCUGUACAAAAAUAAAGAUCUCAUACGAAGGAAGUACAAAAUCAAUCUAAACACAUGGAGUAACCCGAAGUUCUUCAGAAGAAAACAUCAUCUAUGACGCAUGUUAAUU
Messenger RNA from Mycetomoellerius zeteki, 2702 nucleotides. RefSeq lists its product as uncharacterized. Lineage: Eukaryota; Metazoa; Arthropoda; Insecta; Hymenoptera; Formicidae. The transcript is spliced from 5 exons. Bases 103 to 2589 code for a protein of 828 amino acids. The record is from RefSeq and is a predicted model, not a curated record.